AUGGCGACAUUGUCGACUCUCGACGUGAACACGACGAGUUCUGCGGUUGUUUCAUGGCGCUGGAACGAGGUCACACGAUUCUUGGCAGAGCCCGAUCCUCAAAUCAGGGAUAUCACCUUCACAACACGAUUCGAUAACACGGCGACGUUCUUCCAGUUGAACAUACCUAUCCGGAUCAAGGGGAUCAAGACCGGAACAUCCUUGAUCCUUCGUAUUCCUCCCUCAUCGAUCUCCUCCUUCGAAGUGACAGCCCAAAGCCCUGCAGUCCCGAGUGCUGUGCGGGAAAAGUUCCCUUCGAGCACGAGUACGCUCCUCGACUUUCAACUCAACGCGCAUCCCGAAAUCCUCGUCCCCACACAGGCACAAGAACCGCUGGCCCCUCUGCGAGCCCAAUCGGGCACAGUUCUCGAUGCUCUACAUGAGCUCGCGAACAGCACUGCGCUAUCGAUCUAUAUCAAAGGUGCACACAAGGCACAGCUUCAACCUGUCUGCGACAUCAUCGGCAAAGGCAACGGCCUGCCGCUCGUCAUUCAACAUGAUCUCCUCAGCAUGUUUGGUGGUGUAGGCGCCAAGGUCAUCACAUUCCCAGCGCCUCCGACAGAGUCACUGCCACCGCCGUCAUACGACCAAACUGAACCUCCACCCCCUCAUGCACCAAUUUUCGACACGCGAAAACGGCGUCGCAAAGACGAUGGAGGAGAAGAACGCGACGAGGACAUCGCCCUGAUUUGGGCACAGCUGGAGAAAAUACAAACACGACAUGGGCUGGAGCUCAAGGCUUUGAGAGAAGAGAAUCUGGAUCUCAGGGAUGAGGUCGACGACCUACGAAAGCGUCUUGCUGCCUCUGAGAAGAGCCAUCAAGAUUUGAAAGAGGAAUUCGACGCAUUGACAACGAGAACGGAUGUCAAAGUCGACGAGUUGGGUGAUGAGAUCGAUGUCAAGCUUAUCGAUACAAAGUCAGACAUACAAGAACUGACUGAGAGUGUCAAGUCCUUGAGGGAGGAUGUCGAUCCGGAUGAGCUGGUUGAUCGAGUGAAAUACAAGGUUUUCGACCAUCUAAGAACCAGUCUGUCUCACGAUAUGUCCCCAGCCGGUUGA
Molecule: messenger RNA, 1098 nt
Organism: Fusarium coffeatum
Lineage: Eukaryota; Fungi; Ascomycota; Sordariomycetes; Hypocreales; Nectriaceae
Exons: 1
Coding region: 1-1098 (365 amino acids)
Source: RefSeq, a predicted model, not a curated record